UUGAGGUUAAACUCAACCAUAUUGCAGACGGUGAAAUUUAUUAAUCAUACUAGUUAAUGUAAUACUGAAAUUCAUAUUAAAAGUGAUUCAAUUUCAUUUGGAUCAAGAUUUAGCAAAGUCUCAGAAGUCAAGAAAGAAGUGGUUAGACACCAAUACAAAAUGAAGCUUACUGUGUAUAAUGAAAUUGUGCAAAUGAUGCAUACAUACAAGUCGAGAGAUUCACUACCAUUGAUAGCAGAGAAAUUCCCUGGUGUUAGCGUGAAUGCACUUGGCAGCAUAUUCUCUCAAGAUUACCAGAAGAAGAUGCGCAAGACCCAUUAUAUCCACUACAGUUCAGAUGCAACAAGCCACUACUAUGACAGGUUUGCUCUAGGCAUGCAGGCUGGUGAAAAGAACAUUUUGAUAGGAAUGUCAGAUGAGUUGGACCUGUCUCCAGCACUGCUAGGAAGAAUCAUUCUGGAGCGCCACCUCUCCGCUACAAAGUAUGAGGGAGAACUGCCACCAAAGUCUGUCGUUACCCAGUACAUGAAGGAGCCUUCCUUGAUCGAGGACCCGCAGCUUGCUAUUGAAAUUCAUCAGUGCAUUUUAGGAGAUGAUCACUAUGGUCCGUUAUGUGACAGCAUAAAGCAUUCUAUUGGACAUGAGUACGAGUUUAAGCUGAACCACAUACUGGACCGACUGGGACUAGCAUACAUAGGUGAAGAUCAGAUGAGAGCUAAAGGCUAUGACAAAACUCCAGAUGUAAAACUAGAAGUACCCAUAGCUGUAGAUGGACGUGUGGUGAAUUGGAUUGAGAGCAAGGCUUCGUUCGGAGACGAGCAUAGUCACAAGGGUUACCUGAAGGAACAGUUCUGGAGCUACUGGAACAGGUUUGGGCCCGGCAUGGUGAUCUACUGGUUUGGAUUUAUUGAUGAGCUUGAUGUGAACCAAGACAAGGGGAUUAUCCUGCGAGACCAUUUUCCUGAUCAUAUCGUUAAAAUGGACCCGAGUAUCAAGUGAACACCCAUUCCAAUAGCGACAUACCUAGGCGAUUAGCUGGACAUACUUGUAUUAGAAGAAAGGUUUUUGGAACUGAGGACAGUGUGAUUUUGCAUCUCUGCCAAAAAAUUAUCCUCAUAUUUGAUCAACUGUUAAUAUAUAGUAUAAGUAUAUAUAAUAUUUAGUUGAACGCGUUCUGGCAUAUGUUUAAAUCGGAUGAAAUACAUGGCAAAGUAAAUGACACUUUUGCCUUAAGGCAAUGAAAACAAGCAACAAUACCAGAGGUUAGUUAUUUCAAUGGGUGUGUCUGCAUGUUUGAUGCAACUUUAUCUUAUUUUGGCAUGGAUAUCUGACAGUAAUUCUGAAGGUAUUAUGGUACAGAUGACAUUGAAAGUUAAUAGUCAAGGCCAUGAAUCUAUUGCCACCAGCCUAAAUAGUCCGGGAAUUUCAUUUGUUGUUGAUAGUGCUGACUGCUGACUCUCAAUGGGACUUCAGCUACAUGUAUGUAAAAGAUGAAAACAAGGAGCCUUUCCAGCAUGAGGAGGAUAAUCCUAUUUCUCUGCAUAAUUUGUUUUUUCACCUGAAACUAUGAUGCCAUAAUGAUAUUUCCCACUAGUGUCAGAUGUACUCGAAGUGUAAGACCUAUAUAUUAUGUGAUUCAAGUGAACAUGGGAACAUAUGUUGUACUAAGCUGAUAUUACGCAGUCAACAAAUAAUGUAGUUGUCAGAUUGUGAAAGCCAUACAUUUACACUAAUUAUGUAUGUACAAUAACAUGUAAGACUAUAUAUUUUGUGAAUGACACUUUUGUGAUCGGAAUGCUUUGCAAACACAUUAGUUUAAACUGUCAGGAAUGGACAUUGCCUUUAGAAGAGUACCCAUAUGAUACAAUCUUUUUCAUCUUGUCAAAACAUGAAUAAUGUAGGUCAUAAUGGCAGGAUGUAUUAUUAUUGAAACAAUUCAGAGAAUUAAUUUAUUGUAAUAAGUAUGAUUGGGUUGGUAAUUUGGUGGAUGGAGAGGUAUUUUCUUGUAUUAUUGCUCUGGCUUUUAUUGUUAAAUAAACUUAACUGUUAACAGUAGAAGAAAAUUGACGAUGCUAAACACCGCUUGUGUUCAAACAAAUCAUGUAUUGGUUUCUAUUUUGCAAUAUUCAAAUGAAUUUUUAUGUAAUAAAUUUAUG
Messenger RNA from Mya arenaria, 2156 nucleotides. Its product is annotated as CDAN1-interacting nuclease 1-like. The record is from RefSeq and is a predicted model, not a curated record. The transcript is spliced from 11 exons. The coding region runs from base 160 to 999 and encodes 279 amino acids. NCBI's taxonomy places the organism in Eukaryota, Metazoa, Mollusca, Bivalvia, Myida, Myidae.